GGAAAGGAGGAUAUAUUGGAAAAAAUACAAGGUGAGGAAGUGGGUGUGAAGGAAAUGGAGGAUACAGUGCUGAAGCCUACUGUCACGGCUAAGGAGAAGCUGAUUUUGCCACAACCAAAUGUGGCAGAAGAGACUGAGAGUGAGAGCUCUGGAUAUGGAUCGUAUGAGACUGACAAUGGAUCGGGGGAAGAGGACCAGACAGAUUACGCAGACUUUGAUGAAGUUUAUAUGGAUGUUUGCUUUCAAAGCUGGGAGCUAGUCCACGUAAGAUUUCUAGGAUGUGCUGUGCUGCGAUGUGCUUUUUGGAGGCUGCGUUAAACUGGAAGCUACUGCAAUUGUUUUUGGGAUGCUGCGUUUUUUUGUGUGCUGUUUUUUGCAGCAGGGCCAAGUUUAUUAAGGAUGUGGUUUUUUGCUUUGUGAUGGUUUUAUUUAGGUUAGAUUAGUCUAACUCAGAUAGAUAUUUUGAUCCG
Messenger RNA from Cuscuta europaea, 470 nucleotides. NCBI's taxonomy places the organism in Eukaryota, Viridiplantae, Streptophyta, Magnoliopsida, Solanales, Convolvulaceae. The record is from the annotation of a GenBank genome assembly.